Malaya genurostris is the source of this 1224-nucleotide messenger RNA. RefSeq lists its product as uncharacterized. Bases 562 to 996 code for a protein of 144 amino acids. The record is from RefSeq and is a predicted model, not a curated record. NCBI's taxonomy places the organism in Eukaryota, Metazoa, Arthropoda, Insecta, Diptera, Culicidae. The transcript has 5 exons.
UAACCUUGACGAAGAUCAAGAUGAUUAGGAUAGUUAGGAUAAUUCGCAAGCAAACCAAUACUGAUAUAAGUAUUGUCAAACGAAAGUGAAAUAAAUUGUAGGACAAGAAGCUGGUGAUUCUUGAUUCUGCUGUUGAGCUUUAAACAAGUGUUUUAUCAGUGAAAAGAAAGAAAACCCCCAAACGUAGUUAGUACCAGAACCGGGUGAACUUAUAAAUAUAAUCUACUGGUAAUUUAUAUUAGUUUACUUUAACGGUGUGAAAUUCGAUAGGAGAGCGAUCGCCAAAGGGUGAUAUAUACAGUGAGAUUGUUGAUCUGUUAUACGGAAAGUAGUUAAAACGACGUUGCGAUUUUAUCAGCUAAUUGGCUGGAGAAGCAUAUUUUGGCGGGUUAGUUUAGCAGGCAAGCCGGGUUGAACCUGAUGGUAGGCGUGGGAGUCAGUUUCGUAGGCGUCCGGAUUAUUCUUCUCUUAUAUGUGACUUCUGCGGUGUCAAGGGGCACAUAAAGAGAAAGUGCUUUAAAUUACGAAACAUGCAACGUGACUCCGUUAAGUUUGUUGAGGAUGAGCAACGACCAGGACCGAGCAGUGUUCACGAUUUAUAUAAAGUUUUUAGUCAGAUGCAAACGGAGGACGGCGGCAGCGACGACGAGGAUGAUCGCGAUAAAGGUUGCUAUUGGAAACGUAACAACCAUGGCACAUCGGACGCAGCUGCGCCGGGACCAAACAAUUGAAUCAGUGCGACCAAAUGUUACGGUACCUCUGCAGAUAUCAGGCGGGAAUACCUGCGGAAGCGACGAGGAAGAACCAUUUGAAGGAUAUGCGGAUGCCGAAAUACAAAGAACGAUAAGAAGAAAACGUAAACACGUCGUAGACGAAUCGAUUAAUGUCGACACAAGACGCUCGAAGAGAGUUCGGUUGGCCAGGGCCAAGGAUGAUUUUGUUUAUUGUGUACAAAUGUGCACCAUCCUUAACCUUGACGAAGAUCAAGAUGAUUAGGAUAGUUAGGAUAAUUCGCAAGCAAACCAAUACUGAUAUAAGUAUUGUCAAACGAAAGUGAAAUAAAUUGUAGGACAAGAAGCUGGUGAUUCUUGAUUCUGCUGUUGAGCUUUAAACAAGUGUUUUAUCAGUGAAAAGAAAGAAAACCCCCAAACGUAGUUAGUACCAGAACCGGGUGAACUUAUAAAUAUAAUCUACUGGUAAUUUAUAUUAGUUUACUUUAACGGU